AUGCCCGACAGGUUCUGGAUUUUAUACUUCAAACCCCUUGCAUUCCUCGAUAUCAUGACCAGGUGCCCCAUAAUGGAAGACUCAUUUGAGGCUCGGGCUUCUUUUGUCUCUGUUAUUAGGCCUUACCCCAUGGAUUCACUUGGGGAACAAACUCUAGUUGCAUACGAGGAGACCCGAGAACAACAACUUGUGGAAGAGAUCCAUAAAAUACCUCUUGAUUUAAAAGAGAUCCCAUUGGAUGGGGUUGAAUGA
Messenger RNA from Vicia faba (fava bean), 252 nucleotides. The record is from the annotation of a GenBank genome assembly. Lineage: Eukaryota; Viridiplantae; Streptophyta; Magnoliopsida; Fabales; Fabaceae.